Molecule: messenger RNA, 1517 nt
Organism: Staurois parvus
Lineage: Eukaryota; Metazoa; Chordata; Amphibia; Anura; Ranidae
Source: the annotation of a GenBank genome assembly
AGUCCCCAGAGUUAGAGCCGCCACAAUGUAUGAGCAAAGAGGAAUUCAUUGAGAGAACAUACGCGGCCGUGGGGCACGGACUGAAAGAGGAAUACGGCGAUUUAUUUGAUAAGAUAGAUGUGAGUCGCGAAGGUUUCAUUGAUUGGGACAAAUUAACAUCCUUCAUGCUGCUUGAGCUUUACGAGAAAGAUGAACGAGUGAAAUCAUCAGUAAUUCCCCAGUGGAGGGAUAUUCGCAGCCUCCCAUUAAUUCACAAGGAAAACAUCCAAAAAGUAGUUUAUUUGAAAGGUUCUUGCCGCUACGUAACUUUGAGCAAAGAUGGAUUACUGGGAGUCUGGGGAGAGAAUUUAAAACUACAAAGAAGCCUGCGGAUUUGCACUGAUACUGUCAAGCUGAAAGAUUUAUGGGCGACGGGCUUGGUGUUUCUGGCCAAUGUAAACAAGAUUGCAGUUGCUUUUACCAGUAAGGAGAUAUGCUUCUAUGAUCUGAACUCAAAGCAGGACAUAUUUUGCCAGUAUAAACUGCAAGGACUUCCUGGUACACCAAUAUCCAUGGACUACUGGCAUGACCAUGAAGAUGGUAACAAUGCCAUUCUGACAAUUGGAGAUGUUAACGGACAGGUCCAGGCUAUUUGUUUCACAACAGCUUUGAUAUCCUUGUUUGAGCGGCCUGCUAAUUCCACAGAAGACCAACAGACGACUCUUUACAUUGCUUGGAAUGAGUUAGUUUCUGGUUUCCACAAAUGCUGUAGUAUAUUAAAACACAAACUCCAUGAAAGCAACUGGGUACGCCAAGUUAGUUACAGCUCUCAUUUGGAGGCAUUUCUGUCGUGUAGUACAAGUGACAAUAACACAGUGAUUCUGGCCUGGAGAGAGAAAGGCAAAACCCAUCUGAGGACAACAUCACUGAAUAUUACAAAAGGAAUUAAUGGCUUUGACUAUGAUUCCGGAUUAAAUAUAAUUGCAACUGCUGGAAUUGAUAAUAAGAUUUGUCUGUGGAAUCCAUAUGUCAUCUCCAAACCCAAUGGGAUUCUACAAGGCAAUAUGGCCAGUGUGAUGACCGUCAAAUUCAUCUCCAAUCGUAAGCAGCUUCUCAGUUUCUCUAAAGAUAAGGUGUUGAGGGUAUGGGAUGUUCAUCAUCAAGUGUGCAUACAACGUUUAGCUGGGAUCUUCCCAAAAACUCUGGAAUUUCAAUUAACCUUCUAUUUCUACGAGCUCCACGGACGCCUCUUUCUGUCAUUCAACAAUCAGUUGGCAGUUCUAGAAAUGAAGAGUGAGGCUAGCAAAAGCGUGGCGAGCCACGAGAAACCAGUAACGUGUGUGCUGUACAACUCGACUUUUAAACAGGUAAUCAGCUCAGACAUAGGAUCAACGAUUACUUUCUGGAUGAUAGACACAGGACGGAAAAUCAAACAGUUUGCAGGCUGCCAUGGAAAUGCAGAGAUUAGCACUAUGGCUUUAGAUGCAAGUGAAACCAGGCUGCUAACAGGGAGCACUGAUGGCACAGUAAAGGUGAGG